CACAAACCCGCAGACCCACCGCCCAUGUCCUUCGCCCUUUAUCACUUUCUUGGCGUAAUAUUUACCCCCAGACGACCUUUCUCUUCAACAGAACGAUCUUGUAUUAUAUUAUUACAACGGAGGGGAAGAUCGCCACAUACCUCGGCAUCGAAUCCCCAAAUCUCCUCCUCCUAGCGAAUAGGUGAUAGAAUGAGAUCGGAGAAGUAGAGUAGACUGUUCGGAGAUAUCUUCUUGAUCCUUUCUUCGGCUGCUGUGUUUCAUCAAACAGAGAAGGGGAAGACGAAAGGAGAUUAGGGUUUGUAUUUUGGGAGGAGGAGGAAAGGAUGGGCGGAAGGGGUUGGGAGAGGAUGCCGACGGUGCGGCUGGGUGGCGCUGGGGCGGCGUCAGCGGGGGUGGCGUCGAGGAGGAGAGAGGCGGCGGAGCUCCGGCAAGUGUCGUCGCAGACCGUGCGGCUCGGCCGGGUGCAGCCCCAGGCUCCCAGCCACCGCACCAUCUACUGCAACGACCGCGAGGCCAAUAACAUCGCCAGAUUCAAGGGUAAUUCCAUAUCAACAACAAAAUACAAUGUUUUAACCUUCCUACCCAAGGGGUUAUUCGAACAGUUCAGGCGGGUUGCUAAUUUGUACUUUCUCAUGAUCUCAAUCCUAUCUACUACACCGAUCAGUCCAGUGUCUCCUGUAACAAAUGUUGUUCCUCUCAGUUUAGUUCUUUUGGUUUCUCUUGUUAAGGAAGCAUUUGAAGAUUGGAAGCGUUUCCAGAAUGAUACAGCCAUCAACAGUACUCCUGUUGAUGUGUUGCAAGGUCAAAGGUGGGAAAGUAUUUCUUGGAGAAAGCUACAAGUUGGAGACAUUGUGAGGGUCAAGCAAGAUGGGUUUUUUCCGGCUGAUUUACUGUUUCUCGCUAGUACAAAUGCUGACGGAAUCUGCUACAUUGAGACUGCAAAUCUAGAUGGGGAAACGAAUUUGAAGAUUAGAAAAGCAUUAGAGAGGACAUGGGAUUACUCACUUCCUGAGAAAGCUGCUGAAUUUAAAGGGGAAAUACAGUGUGAACAGCCAAACAAUUCUCUGUACACAUUUACUGGAAAUCUUGUCAUUGAAAGUCAAACUUUACCUCUUUCACCAAAUCAAAUUCUACUUAGAGGUUGCAGCCUUCGGAACACGGAAUACGUUGUUGGGGCAGUUAUUUUUACUGGCCAUGAAACAAAAGUUAUGAUGAAUUCUAUGAGUGUUCCUUCUAAAAGAAGCACAUUGGAAAGGAAAUUGGAUAAACUUAUACUUACCCUUUUUGGUGGAUUGUUCUUGAUGUGUCUGAUUGGAGCCAUUGGAAGCGGAAUUUUUAUCAAUCGCAAAUACUACUACCUUGGGCUUUUUGGAGACGUGGAGGAUCAAUUUAAUCCUAACAAUAGAUUCGUGGUUGCUAUUCUGACAAUGUUCACAUUAAUAACAUUAUACUCAACUAUCAUCCCUAUUUCUCUCUAUGUCUCAAUUGAGAUGAUUAAGUUCAUUCAAUGUACUCAGUUUAUCAAUAAAGAUUUGCAUAUGUAUCAUGCUGAAAGUAACACCCCUGCAUUAGCACGGACAUCCAAUCUGAAUGAGGAACUUGGGCAGGUGGAAUACAUAUUUUCCGACAAAACAGGAACAUUAACUAGAAACCUGAUGGAGUUCUUCAAGUGUUCAAUUGGUGGAGAGGCAUAUGGAACUGGUAUUACCGAGAUUGAAAAAGGACAAGCACAACGCACUGGAAAAAAAAUGAAUGAGGUUAAUAGGUCAGAGUCGUCAGACACAGCAGUUCAUGAGAAAGGUUUUAACUUUGAUGAUGCCAGGAUUAUGUGUGGUGCUUGGAGGAAUGAGCGUGAUCCUGAGAUCUGCAAGGAAUUUUUCAGAUGUCUUGCUUUAUGUCAUACCGUUCUUCCAGAAGGUGAUGAAUCACCAGAAAAGAUCACAUAUCAAGCUGCAUCACCAGAUGAGGCUGCUCUUGUAACUGCUGCAAAGAAUUUUGGUUUCUUCUUUUGUAGGCGUACACCAACUACCGUCAUGGUACGUGAAUCACAUGUUGAAAGGAUGGGAAAUAUACAGGAUGUGUCCUAUGAGAUCCUAAAUGUUCUUGAAUUUAACAGCACGAGGAAGCGCCAAUCGGUUGUGUGUCGCUAUCCUAAUGGAAGACUUGUCCUCUAUUGUAAGGGUGCUGAUACUGUUAUAUAUGAAAGAUUGGCCGAUGCAAAUCAAGAUAUUAAAAGAUUAACCAGGGAGCACUUGGAGCAGUUUGGUUCUGCAGGUCUACGUACACUUUGCCUUGCCUAUCGGGAAUUAACAAAUGACUUGUAUGAAAAAUGGAAUGAGAAAUUUAUUCAAGCCAAAUCGUCUCUGAGAGAUCGUGAGAAGAAACUUGAUGAGGUGGCAGAGCUGAUUGAAAUGGGUCUCAUACUAAUAGGAUGCACUGCUAUUGAAGAUAAACUUCAAGAUGGAGUUCCGGCUUGUAUAGAAACUUUGUCUCAAGCUGGAAUAAAAAUCUGGGUGUUGACAGGAGAUAAGAUGGAGACUGCAAUAAACAUAGCAUAUGCUUGCAAUCUGAUCAAUAAUGACAUGAAGCAAUUCAUUAUCACUUCGGAAACUGAUGCAAUUAGGGAGGCCGAGGACAAGGGUGACCCUGUGGAGAUUGCACAUAUUAUUAAAGACUCAGUGAAUCAUGAUCUGAAACGAUGCCUUGAAGAGGCUCAGCAGUACCUUCAUAUUUCUGGGCAGAAGUUGGCACUUAUAAUUGAUGGCAAAUGUUUAAUGUAUGCGCUGGAUCCAAAUUUACGUGUUAAUCUGCUCAACUUAAGCUUGAAUUGUAGUUCAGUAGUGUGCUGUCGUGUUUCUCCUCUUCAAAAGGCACAGGUUACUAGCCUGGUAAAGAAAGGUGCCCGAAAAAUUACCCUAAGUAUAGGUGAUGGUGCGAAUGAUGUGAGUAUGAUCCAGGCUGCUCAUGUUGGUGUUGGCAUAAGUGGUCUGGAAGGAAUGCAAGCUGUAAUGGCCAGUGACUUUGCCAUCGCUCAGUUUCGUUUCCUUACUGAUCUUCUUCUUGUACAUGGAAGAUGGUCGUAUACCAGGUUAUGUAAGGUUAUCACAUACUUUUUUUACAAGAAUCUUACCUUUACAUUGACCCAGUUUUGGUUCACCUUUCAAACUGGGUUCUCUGGUCAGAGAUUUUAUGAUGACUGGUUUCAGUCAUUAUACAAUGUCAUUUUUACAGCACUUCCUGUGAUCAUCGUUGGACUGUUUGACAAGGAUGUGAGUGCUUCCUUGUCAAAGAAGUAUCCAGAGCUCUACAAGGAAGGAAUUAGAAACAUGUUCUUCAAAUGGAGAGUCGUGGCAGUAUGGGCAUUUUUUGCCUUGUACCAUUCUUUGAUCUUCUAUUACUUCACGACUGCUGCAAGUCAGAAUGGUCAUAAUUCUUCAGGGAAGAUAUUUGGUCUUUGGGAUGUUAGUACUAUGGCCUUCACUUGCGUUGUGGUGACUGUCAACUUGCGUCUUCUCAUGGCAUGCAAUUCAAUUACCAGGUGGCACCAUCUGAGUAUUUCAGGGAGCAUUUUAGCCUGGUUUGUAUUCAUCUUCAUAUACUCUGGAGUAAUGACCCCCUAUGAUAGACAAGAAAAUAUCUUCUUUGUCAUAUAUGUGCUGAUGAGUACAUUUUUCUUCUACCUCACGCUUUUGCUUGUCCCCAUUGUUGCACUUCUUGGUGAUUUCUUAUAUCUGGGGGUCCAGAGAUGGUUUUUCCCCUACAAUUAUCAAAUUGUUCAAGAGAUUCACAGAAACGAGUUAGAAGGUACUAGCAGGACGGAGUUACUGGAAAUUGGAAAUCAUCUAACACCAGAUGAAGCAAGAAGCUACGCUAUAUCACGGCUUCCGAGAGAAAAGUCCAAGCACACUGGUUUUGCUUUUGACUCGCCCGGUUACGAGUCAUUUUUCGCGUCACAGCAGGGUGUUUUUGCACCACAAAAGCCAUGGGAUGUAGCCCGUCGAGCCAGUACAAGGUCCAAAAGAACAUCUCAAAGAUAAUUCUUUUUGUUUCAUCCAAUGUAGAUUUGUUUGUCAUCACUAGUUAAGAAUGUAAAUUAGCUGUGGGUUGUAGCUUUUUCAUAUUUCUUUUCACGGUUUUAUUUCUCAUUAUCUAUUUUCUCAUACAUCAUUUUGUCUAGAAAACAAACAUAUAUCCAAUCGAUUGCUUGUUCGAGGCUGAA
Musa acuminata subsp. malaccensis (wild Malaysian banana) is the source of this 4219-nucleotide messenger RNA. Its product is annotated as phospholipid-transporting ATPase 3. Lineage: Eukaryota; Viridiplantae; Streptophyta; Magnoliopsida; Zingiberales; Musaceae. Gene Ontology annotation, molecular function: ATPase-coupled intramembrane lipid carrier activity; ATP hydrolysis activity; magnesium ion binding. Gene Ontology annotation, cellular component: plasma membrane; trans-Golgi network. Gene Ontology annotation, biological process: phospholipid translocation; Golgi vesicle budding. The record is from RefSeq and is a predicted model, not a curated record.